CCAUUCACAAAAUCACGAGAGUCAUCAUGGGACCGUGUAGCCUUUAACCUACUGCAGCAGUGUUUUGGGUCACCGAUGUAGACAGUAUGGCGGUAGAAACCAUCGCACCUGACUGGGAGUUUGACCGUUUUGACGACGGUUCACAAAAAAUACACACAGAGGUUCAACUGAAGAACUACAGCAAAUUUCUGGAGGACUACACCUCCCAGCUGAGGGGUAUCGAGGAGGCUCUGGAUGACUCCAUCGGAGAUGUGUGGGACUUCACUCUGGACCCCAUUGCCCUGAAGCUAAUCCCAUAUGAGCAGUCAUCAUUAUUGGAGUUAAUUAAAACAGACAACAAGGUUCUGAACAAAGUCAUCACAGUUUAUGCUGCGCUCUGCAGUGAAGUGAAGAAGCUUAAGUAUGAGGCAGAAACCAAGUUUUACAAUGGCUUAUUGUACUACGGAGAAGGAGUGUCUGACACUAGUGUUGUUGAAGGAGAGUCCCAGAUUCAAAUGGGCAGAUUUAUCUCAUUCCUUCAGGAACUGUCCUGUUUUGUGUCAAGAUGUUAUGAAGUGGUGGUCAACAUUGUUCAUCAGCUAGCUGCCCUCUACAACAGCAACAAGGGUGCAACAAAAAUCAUUGAGUCAUCAGGUGUCCAUUUCCAGAUAGUGUACGAACAUCUGGGAGAGUUGUUAGUAGUUCUGCUCACGCUCGAUGAGAUAAUGGAAAAUCAUGGCACGCUGAAAGAUCACUGGAAGAUGUAUAAAAGGUUGUUGAAAUCUGUGCACCAUAACCCGGGGAAAUUUUCCAUUCCUGAAGAGAAGCUGAAACCAUUUGAGAAGCUUCUGCUCAAGCUUGAGGGACAGAUGCUGGAUGGCAUGAUACUGCAGGCCUGUGUGGAGCAGAGAUUCGAUGAUCCUGGGGAAGGAGUAGCUGUUGCCAAAAACAGUGCUUUUGCCGAGGAGUUUGCCUUCAACAUUCGCACCAUAUUCACCAAUGUCGAGUCCAAAAUUGGCGAACCUUCAGAGAUUGACCAGAGAGAUAAAUAUGCUGGUGUCUGUGGUCUCUAUGUGCUUCACUUUCACAUCUUUAGGUGUGUUGACAAAAAGUUCUACAAGGCACUGCUCGACGUCUGUAAAAAGGUUCCAGCUGUCACUCUGACUGCAAACAUCAUCUGGUUUCCUGACACUUUCCUCCUCGCUAAGGUCCCAGCCGCAGCUAAACUGAUGGAUAAGAAGAGUCUACAGGCCAUCAGAGCGCAGAGAGACACCUACCUGCAGCAAAGAGCUCAGGCACUAACAAAGGAUGUUCAGUCCUACUACGUGUUUGUAACUUCCUGGAUGAUGAAGAUGGAGUCCAUUCUGUCCAAGGAGCAUAAAAGCGACAAGUUGGCAGAAGACUUGAACAGCAGGUGUAAUGUCUUUGUACAGGGCAUCCUGUAUGCAUACAGCAUCAUCACCAUUAUCAAAACCACCAUGAACAUGUACAUGUCGAUGCAGCGGCCCAUGACCAAGACCUCUGUCAAAGCUCUGUGUCGACUGGUUGAAUUGCUCAAGGCUGUGGAGCACACAUUUCACAGGCGAUCCAUGGUCGUAGCAGACUCUGUUUCUCACAUCACUCAGCAGCUGCAGUCACAGGCCCUCAACGCCAUCGGCAUCGCCAAGAAAAGGGUGAUCUCCGAAAAGAAGUACAGCGAGCAGCGGCUGGAUGUGCUGUCGUCUUUGGUGCUGGCAGAAAAUGCUCUGAGUGGACCAAGCACAAAGGAGCGACGCCUGGUGGUGUCUCUGGCACUGUGUGUCGGCACGCAGCUGAAAACGUUUAAAGAUGAGGAGCUGCUUCCACUGCAGCUUGUGUUGAAGAAGCUGGAUCUGAUAAGUGAGCUGAGUGAGAGGGUCAAGCUGCAGUGCAACUGUAGUUUCCUUUACUGGCACCGAGCUGUGUUUCCCAUCUACCUAGAUGAUGUAUACGACCACGCCAUGGACGCAGCACGAAUACACUACAUGUUUAGUGCGCUGCGGGACAGCGUGCCGUCCAUGUUGCACGCUAAACACAUGGCAUCCUGUGACCAGCUACUGGAGAGCUACGACAAGGAGAUCAUGGACGUGUUUAACGAGCACCUGCUGGACAAGCUGUGUAAGGAGAUUGAGAAGGACCUGCGUCUCUCUGUACACACCCAUCUGAAGCUGGACGACCGGAACCCUUUCAAAGUUGGCAUGAAGGACCUUGCCCACUUCUUCUCCCUCAAACCCAUCCGAUUUUUCAACCGCUUCAUCCAUAUUAAAGCCUAUGUGACCCACUACCUGGAUAAAACGUUCUACAACCUAACCACUGUCGCUCUGCAUGACUGGGCCACCUACAGUGAGAUGAGAAACCUCGCCACGCAGCGCUAUGGACUUACCAUGACGGAGGCACACCUGCCCAGCCAGACCCUGGAGCAGGGUUUGGACGUUCUGGAGAUCAUGAGGAACAUUCAUGUUUUUGUCUCGCGCUACCUCUAUAACCUCAACAACCAGAUCUUCAUAGAAAAGGCCAGUAACAACAAGCACUUGAACACCAUCAACAUCCGUCACAUCGCCAACUCGAUCCGGACCCACGGCACAGGCAUUAUGAACACCACGGUGAAUUUCACCUACCAGUUCCUACAGAAGAAGUUUUACAUCUUCAGUCAGUUUAUGUAUGACGAACACAUCAAGUCCAGACUCAUCAAGGACAUCCGCUUCUUCAGAGAAACAAAGGACCAGACCGAUCAGAAGUAUCCAUUUGAGCGAGCGGAGAAGUUUAACCGUGGCAUCAGGAAGUUGGGCAUUACUCCUGAUGGACAGAGCUACCUGGACCAGUUCAGACAGCUCAUCAGCCAGAUUGGUAACGCCAUGGGCUAUGUGCGUAUGAUCCGUUCUGGAGGCCUCCACUGUUGCAGCAGUGCUAUCAGGUUUGUCCCCGACCUGGAGGAUAUAGUCAACUUUGAGGAGCUGGUGAAGGAGGAGGGGCUGUCGGAGGACACCCGGAAAGCUGCUAGUGUCCUAGAUUCAGUGUUGGGAGAUCUGACCAGCAACUCUGCAGAGGGCACAGAGUACUUCAAGAUGCUGGUGGCGGUGUUUGCACCGGAGUUUCGCAGUGCCAAGAAUAUGCACCUGAGGAACUUCUACAUGAUUGUACCCCCACUGACGGUGAAUUUUGUGGAGCACUCCAUCAGCUGCAAAGAGAAACUCAACAAGAAGAACAAAACUGGAGCUGCUUUCACAGAUGAUGGCUUUGCUAUGGGUGUGGCGUACAUUUUGAAGCUGCUUGACCAGUAUCUGGAGUUUGAUUCUCUGCACUGGUUCCAGGCCGUCAGAGAUAAGUACAAGAAAGAGAUGAAUGCUGUGGUGAAGGAGCAGAGCGUCCAGUCUGCCAGCCAGGAUGAAAAGUUGUUGCAAACGAUGAACCUCACUCAGAAGAGGCUGGAUGUCUACCUUCAGGAGUUUGAGCUGCUCCACUUCUCAUUAAGCAGCGCCCGGAUCUUCUUCAGAGCAGACAAGACUGCAGCCGAGGAGACUCAGGAGAAGAAAGAAGCUUCCAAAGCAGGAGGUACAACCCCUGCUGAACCUGCCUCAAAGUGACCCUCCAGAUCAGUGUUCACAACUUGAGUACUGACAGAUGAGGGGAGUAUGCGCCUGGCCAGAGGAGGAAGUUUGAAGAGAGGAUCUCGAGCAGCAGAUUGCACUGAAAUGUGUGUGCAGUUUAGGCAGAAAGGACCAUAAACUGGAUGAAACGACAGAUAAUUGAAUGAUAUUGUUUCUCUUUAUGUCCCAUGACAAAGCAGUUCUCUUCAUUAGAGGAAAAAAAAUUUGUGCUUAAGUGUCUAUUUUUUUUUUUUUGUGUGUGUUUCCGUUCUACAGAAACAUCAAUUUAACAUCCCCUCAGUUUUGAAGUGUUUGCAACAUCUAAAUAAAUUCAGUUUGAAUUUGUAGCAUUUACGCAAGCGACUGCAAUUUAAAAAAAAAAAAGGUCAAGUGGUGUAACGAGUGUAAGGUGAAAGUGAAUGCUUUCCUCUGCCACACUGCCUUCUGAUACUUAUACAUCCAGUCUGGAUCACUUUUCAUAGCAGCUGUAUGCGUGUCCUCUGCUAAUCAGAGACAAAUUCAAUCAAUGACUGAUUUUU
Perca fluviatilis (European perch) is the source of this 4123-nucleotide messenger RNA. It is a transcript of the gene washc4, whose product is annotated as WASH complex subunit 4. The record is from RefSeq and is a predicted model, not a curated record. NCBI's taxonomy places the organism in Eukaryota, Metazoa, Chordata, Actinopteri, Perciformes, Percidae. Gene Ontology annotation, biological process: endosome organization; endosomal transport. Gene Ontology annotation, cellular component: endosome; WASH complex. The transcript is spliced from 33 exons. The coding region runs from base 87 to 3581 and encodes 1164 amino acids.